GACUUGACAGGUGACCCAACAAGAGAUAAUAAUAUUAAUUUAAUUAAUAACAAAAUCUUGUGUUUAUUGUUAUUUCUGAUAAUUUCAGGUAAUUGAGAAUCUGAUAUGAAAUGGUUGACCCAAAUUUCGAACAAGCCCUCAUAGGGCUUGGUAAAAAACAAGACAGCAAAACUGUUCUGAAAAUAUUGGUACACAUCAGAAGGGAAGUGGAGUGGCCCAAAAAUAUAGAAAACAUCACAAAACUGCGAGAAAAAGGAUGUUUGAAACACCUGGUAGGCAUUUUACAAAUGCCACAAAAACACAUUUUGGAUGUGUGCCUGAGCAUUUUAGGAAACUGCAUCAUGGAUAAAGGCUGUGCCAGAGAAACUAUUGGUACCUACAACAUUUUGUCCCCUUUGAACCAUUUGCUCAGGCAUUUCCCUAAAGAAGACAGUAUCAAUGGCAGGAUUUUCAGAAUAUUGGGGAAUAUGUGCCACCACAGGGACCAAUGGGCCAACAUAAUAUUAGACAGGAAGCCUCACAUUGUUAUGCACAUUGUGGGGUUCAUCAAAAGUUAUUCCAAAGAUGAUAUUCCUACUGAGGAAAAGUUUUCUGAAGCUAGUGCAAUAAUGGCCAUCAGAACUUUGAGGCUUCUUUUGAAUAGUCAGACAGUAAUGCCUUUAAUUAAAAGCUAUGGGGUUCUGAAGACUGUUGGCAGCCUCUUGAUAAAACUCUCUGCUGGAUGGCAAGAAAGUAAGGCUAAUGAAGGUGUGCUGAACAACAUCAUCAGACUUUUAUAUGACUAUUCUCGUUAUCAUUGUUACAAUUCCAUUUUGGAGAUGAGGAACACUGAGAGGGGAGACUCCCUGAUACAUUUGUUCAAUGUGCUACUGUUGUCUCCAAAGAAGAUUGUCAAGAUCAUCAUGAACUUCAUCAAGAUCAGUCAGUUGAAGUCAGAAUUGCCAGUGCCAGAAAUCUGUGAUAAAUUCAUUGAGGAAGUUAUGAAGAAAAACUAUGAUACUGAAGAAUUCAAAAGUGAAUGCAUAGAAUACAUCCAGUGCUUGUGCUACUUGCUGGAACAUCCGGCUAACAGGAACAUUGAACGGUGUGCAAAUUGCCUACCGCUUCUCGUCAAAGUACUCAAAAGCUUGGAUAAAGCCACAAACGUUGAGAUAGAAUGUUCUAUUCUUCUAGUAAAAACGUUGAACAAUUUCAAGUACGAGGAGAGUCUCAUAUUGGAACAGCUGAAAUGCGAUGUUGUUCAAGUGGUGUUAUCAAAAUUACACUGGGUGGUUGGCAAUUCAGAGACAUUGAAAAUUGGACAUAAGAGAGUUAGGAAAAGAAAAGGAUCUCAAGCCAUGUUGACGGAUUUGGAGUUCUAUAUUGAAGAUUCUUUGGAUUUCGAGUUUAGUUUUUAUAAGUCGUGCAACCGCUGUCUCCUUUCGCCCCGAUCCCCGCCCCUCAGCGACGACGAGUCCGCCCUUACCGCCCAUCGGGCGUACGACCGCAGCCCCAGCCCCUGUUCGAGCGUCGCCAGCAACGACGCGCGCACCUGGUCGCCGCCCCCGCGUCUCAGUCCCAGCCCUUUCUCCACGCCCCGCCCCGUCUCUAGUCCCCGCCCCUUCUCUAGUCCCCGCCUCUUCGCGUCAGGGGGCGUUGCCGACGACUCGGAUUCGGACGACUAUUCGCCGGUGUGCAGCGAGGCGGAUCCAGGGGAGGAGUUCGCGUUGGAGGAGGAGGAGGAGGAAGAGGAGGUGUCGAUGGUGGAGGAGGGAGAGUUCGAGGAGACGGAAGAGGUUUCUGCUGAAAGUCCUCCAUAUGAAGCGAGCAGCACUAAGAGCCUCAAAGCAAGACUGAUAGUUGAGAUCUCAAAACUCAUCCUUACUUAUUCUCGAAUUCGACCGCCCUUGCCGGAAUUGGGGAAAGAAGACUUAUUGUUGGCUUUGAUAAAAUGUUCAGAUUAUUCUUCGCUGCAAACGUCAGUGACGGUUAUCAACGCUAUAUGUCGAAUUUUACAGUCACAGGUUUACCUGAUUCCUUUGAUGAAAACGACCUUCAUCGAGAACGUCUAUUCGAUGACGUCAUUCCAGCACCCGUCGUGCACCAAGUGCGUCGAUCACUCUUGCGUCGGCCGCCUGAUACUGCGCAGAAUCACAGAAUUGGCAGAGUCGGCUGUGGGCAAGGGGGACAUAGCGCAUGGUUUGUUGCGGGGCAGCGAUGAAGACAAGCGGAAGUUGGUGUUGACCAUCCCGUAUAUAUUCACGAAUAAAUCCAUUUUAGCCAAACUGAUGUUGAAUUGCGGGGGCUUGGGAGUCCUAAUGGGCCUUCUCAAAGACGAUUCCAGUUUGAAAGAGCGCACUAUCAAGGUGUUGUGCGCGUUGGCCGCAAAGCGUCUCGAAAUAGCCAACCCUAAGGAAGUAUCCAUUGACGCGGGGAGCCAUUCGAGUACCGACCUUCACCCCUCUUCCGAAGAGAGUUCCUGCACGGUGGAGUUCGAACUAGAUGACGGGUCGCGCCUCCAGACGAAUAGGGCUUUUCUGAUGGAAAAAUCCGAGUUUUUCCGGUGCCUGUUGGACGGAAGUUUCAGGGAAAGCGGCGAGACGGUGGUGCGGUUGCGCGACGUGGAGAUGAAGAGUUUGAGGAGUUUGGUGGAGUUGAUGAAGAACGAGGAUAGGAUCCAGAAGACGGUGCGCGGUCUCGACACCCGCACCCUGCUCGACGUCAUCGCCCUCAGCGACCGCUUUCUCUUGCCGCGCUUAUGCGCGCGCCUCUGCGACUGCGUUGAGCGCCACAAGAUGUCGGUCCGCACGGCGCCCGCCAUCUACCGGUGGUCGCUGGAGUCGCGGCUCGACCUGCUUCGGGUGGAGUCGGUCGCGUUCGCUCUGGUCGCGAGGGUGAGCGACAAGAGCCGAACGGCGAUGUUUGAGGGGCUGUUCGCGUUGGGGCAUGAUGAGGAGUUGAUAGGGGACAUCGAGGGAUUGUUGGUGAGGUAUUUGAGUAGGUUUCGGGGGGUCGCGGUAUGAUUGCGUGUGAUUGUUUUAAUAAUAUUGUACAGAGAUUGAAUUAAUUAUUAUGAAAACACGAUGUUCUGCAUUU
Molecule: messenger RNA, 3075 nt
Organism: Phaedon cochleariae (mustard beetle)
Lineage: Eukaryota; Metazoa; Arthropoda; Insecta; Coleoptera; Chrysomelidae
Source: the annotation of a GenBank genome assembly